Symbiodinium natans is the source of this 1236-nucleotide messenger RNA. The record is from the annotation of a GenBank genome assembly. NCBI's taxonomy places the organism in Eukaryota, Dinophyceae, Suessiales, Symbiodiniaceae.
AUGCGAUGCAUCGAGGACAAAGCCCACGAGUCAGAGAAGAAGCUCCAAGAGCAUGCAGAGAAGCAUCUAGCGUCAUCCUCGGCAGCGACAAGCUUGAAAGGGCGAGCCGAGGCCAUGGAGAAGAACCAUGAAGAGAUGAAAGACAGGUUGAACAAAGCUGACGUGGCAAUCACAGACUACCGGGUUCUCGCGGCUGAGAACAAAAGGAACAUAGCGAAGCUGCUCGAGGUUGUCUCGAGUCCAGACGUCCUUGUCAACCUAGAGGCUUCUUUGCGCGAAGUGACGAAAAUCAGUCAGCACAACAAGCAGGCCAUCACCACGCUGAACACCAAAUGCAGCGAGCUGUCCCAGCAAGAGGAAGAGGCACAGAAAAACACGGAGCACCUCGGAGAGCAAGUCCUUCAGCUGGGCAAGCGAGCCGGGCGGAUGGAAAACGUCUUGGGCCUGGAGGAGUUGGGCAAGGUCGGAAGCCCUUACGACGAGUGUUUCAAUGAGAUUCAACGGGCGCGACGUGAUAGCAACAGGGACGGCCAUGACGAUCAGAAAACUGGCGUGGUUUUCAAGAGCGGCAUCCUCUUGACGGAGCAGCAGAUUGCCGCUUUCCAGAAGACUUUCACCGAGUUCGACUUGGAUGGCUCCAACACAAUCAGUGUUGGGGAGUUGGACGCAGUCUUACACCAAAUGGGUCUGGAGCCUCCCAUGGACAUCGUCUACGCCAUGCUGGAGGCCAUCGACAUUGACAAGAGCGGUGACAUUGACUUCGAUGAGUUCUGCGCCCUUUUGACCAAAAUGCUCGGCCCUGAUGGUAGGGUGGACAUCGAGAGAAUGCUUCGGAGCAUGUUCGACAGCAUGUCCUACGAAGCAAAGCAGCGAAAGGCGGUAGAGACCGUCAUCCUGCACACGACCGAGCUUCGCGAACACAAGGAGGUGAUCUAUCAGGAGCAGUCGAAGCUGCAUGAGGUGGGCGAUCAAGUCUCGAACCUCCAGGGUGGCUACGACAACUUGGCCGAUGAAGUGAAAAAGCUUCGGCAAGGCUUAGACCUGAACCAGGAGUACUGGCGGGGCUUCUCACGCGGUUUGAAGGAGACGAGGAAGACGGUACAUGCCGAGGGGGAGGAGGUACCGCUUCCUAGCGCGCAAAAGCUGCGGAGCACGCUCCCACCACUUACAGCAAGGCCGUCCACGGCACAAACUGCAUCAACCAUGGCGCAGACCGCAGGGUACUCGACGUUCUGA